Molecule: messenger RNA, 882 nt
Organism: Gopherus evgoodei (Goodes thornscrub tortoise)
Lineage: Eukaryota; Metazoa; Chordata; Testudines; Testudinidae
Product: olfactory receptor 11L1-like
Biological process (GO): G protein-coupled receptor signaling pathway
Cellular component (GO): membrane
Molecular function (GO): G protein-coupled receptor activity; olfactory receptor activity
Source: RefSeq, a predicted model, not a curated record
AUGAUAACCUUAGACGUUGUGGCUAUUGUAAUAUACAGACAUCUUCAGGAAGCUGAAGUGAUCUGCACUGUGACUGUGGCCGGGAACAUCCUCAUCAUUGUGCUAGUUGUGAUUGAUCAGCACCUUCACACCCCCAUGCAUUUCUUAAUGGAGAACUUGUCCUGCUUGGAGGCCUGCUACACCUCCACCAUCCUGCCCAGGGUGCUGGCCGGUCUCCUGACUGGGAACAGAACCAUUUCUGUUACUAGCUGCAUUGCACAAUUAUAUGUCUUUGGUUCUCUGGCAGGGACAGAGUGUUUGCUUUUAUCUGUGAUGUCCUAUGAUCGGUAUUUAGCAAUAUGCAAACCUCUGCAUUACGCAGCACUUAUGAAUGACAGGUUGUGCCUCCAACUAGUAGUUGGAUUGUGGAGAUGGACUUAUGUCUGUUUCAUCUUUAUAUUUAUGAUGUCACAAUUAACAUUCUGUGGCCCCAAUGAAAUUGACCAUUUCUUUUGUGAUUUUCUUCCAAUAAUAAAACUCUCCUGCACUGACUCCCACAUGGUGGAAGUUGCUAGUUUCAUAUCAUCCUCUAUAUUUACCUUGCCUCCAUUUCUAUUGACGGUGGCAUCCUAUGUUUAUAUCAUCUCCACCAUCCUGCGAAUCCCAUCCACCACUGGGAGGCAAAAGGCUUUUUCCACCUGCUCCUCUCACCUCAUUGUGGUGACAAUUUUCUAUGGGACUCUCAUCAUGGUGUAUUUGGUCUCAGACUCUGAUGCAUUGAGGGACCUCAACAAAGUGUUCUCUUUCUUCUAUGGAGUCCUGACGCCAUUGCUCAACCCCCUCAUAUACAGUCUGAGAAACAAGGAGUUUGAUGACCUCAAAUUAGUGAAGAAGGGAAGGUAA